Helianthus annuus (common sunflower) is the source of this 2489-nucleotide messenger RNA. RefSeq names its product filament-like plant protein 4. NCBI's taxonomy places the organism in Eukaryota, Viridiplantae, Streptophyta, Magnoliopsida, Asterales, Asteraceae. The transcript has 6 exons. Bases 367 to 2376 code for a protein of 669 amino acids. The record is from RefSeq and is a predicted model, not a curated record.
GUUUUUUUUUUUUUUUUUUUUUUAUAAAAGAUUAAAUGUUUUUUAAUUUGCAAUACAAAUGUAAUACAGAUUUCAAUCUAGUCUUGGAAUGUGGAACAAAGAUUAACCUUUAAAUGGUAAAUAAUAAUAUAAGAGGUGUGGACUGCAGAGGUGAAAAUUGAAAUCAAGUGAUGUUACGUUGAAAAAAAUGACAUGUUUUGUAUAUAAAUAAAUAAAUGCAUAUGAAUGCAGUGGGGACAAACAUGAGAAUUCUUUAAACACAUAUUCUUUUUCUUUACAUUCUUUAUAUAUUUCUUGUUAUUUUUUUCAACUUUAAGUUAGAAUCCCACUUUUCCUUUUGCAAAUUACCAGUGUUUCCUGGUAAAAAUGCAGCCUUCUCUUAACCAGAAGCAGCAAAUUAUGGACCAAAAAACAUGGCUUUGGAAGAAAAGAUAUGCCCAGAAGUCGAUCGACGCAAACAGUGAAUCCGAAAAUGAGGCAGAGAGGCUUCAGUACGAUAAAGAAGCAGCUUUAGAGAGGACUGUGAAAAACCUCCAUGAAAAGGUAGCUUCGCUUCUCUGUGAAUGCAACGCCAAAGAUAAUCUCAUAGCGGAACACGCAAAAACCGCACAAGAAGCCGUUGCAGAUCGCGAGAAGGCUGUAGCCGAAAUGGCCAUGCAAAACCAAGAGCUAGAAGCAGCAGUGUUGCAGAAAGCAGAGGCUAACGAGAGAUUAGUUCACUUAAACACCGCGUUAAAAGAUUGUCGGCAGCAGUUAAGUUGUUUAAAAGAUGAACAAGAUCAAAAGGUGAGUGAAGCGGUGGAUGAACUCAAACGGGCACAUAAGAGUUUAGAAGAAAGGUUCGUAGAAGCGAGUAAAAAGCUAGCGAAUUUGACGGUUGAAAACGCGCAACUUGCUAACGCUCUUUUAAUGAAAGAAGAACUGAUAGAAGAUGUAAGUCAUCAAAUGUCGCAAGCGACAGUCGGAUUCAACGAGUUAAUUUCGAGAUUAGAUUCUGCCGAAAAGGAAAACGAUAUUUUGAAAUAUGAAUAUCGUGUUCUUGAACGAGAACUCGAGAUAAGAACUCGGUGUGCUGACGUGGCGAACAGGCAGAACCAAGAAAGUUUGAAACGAGCGGUGAAGUUAGAUGCCGAGUGUCAGAAACUUCGGUUGUUGGUGAAGAAACAAAUCACGGGGUCUAACGAUAAACGGACGAUAUUCAUGAUAAAUCGGUUAUGUGAAGUGGAAGAAGAAAACAAGAUUUUAAAAGAAAAAAUGCAUAAAAAAGAAGACGAAAUGCGUCUUUUGGAAGCGGAAUUUGCUCAAAUUGUCAAAUGUGACGAAAGCCAUGCUAACGGCACAAGUCCUCGAACGACGGUCGUCGAUUCCGAUAUGAGUUUGAUGGAUGAUUUUGUGGAGAUGGAGAGAUUAGCAAUUGUUUCUUCCGACGCAAGUAAUCUUGAUUCCGUAGGCAAGGAAUUAGUUCCCGUUACCGACAUCAUCAAUCCAUCCCAUGAAGGCCGUGAUUGGUUACAAACCGUUCUAAACACGAUUUUCGACCAAACCCGUGUUUCAAAAAGAAGUAUCGAUGAAAUAUUGGAGGAAAUUAAAACAGGUUUGCAAUGUCAGUACGGUGCGGAUCAUGUUAGUGGUUAUAUUACUUGGAAAUCUCCUGAGAGUGAAACGAGCCUCAAAACGGAACUCGAAGACGUGAAAAAGUCAAAGUCAAUGAUUGAGGAGCAAUUGGAGAACCAGAAGUUGGUCAAUGAGGAACUUGAUCAUAAACUUUCAGUUGCUACGGUUCAAAUAAAUGAAGCGAAUCAGAAUAUUUCGGCUCUUAAAGUGGAAUUAGAAGAUAGAAGUCAUUGUUGUGAAGAACUAGAAGCAACAUGUCUUGAUCUACAACUCCAACUAGCAAGUGUGACUGAUAAAGAUGUGGCAAAUGUAGAUGUUGAGCAAGAGGCAAAGCCGGUCCAAACUGGAUGGGAAAUAACAGCAGCUUCUGCAAAAUUGGCGGAGUGUCAAGAGACCAUAUUCAGCAUCGGCCGCCAGUUGAAAGCACUAACACCACCACCACCACCAGAGUCAACAGAGUCGACCACUAGUAAGAAGUCAAGUCAACGUGCAUCCUUACGUGACCGUAUAGUGGCCGAGGACGGUGUUGACAUGGACGACCUGCUAAACUCCCCCAAGACCAAGGAGAUCAUAACCGCCACAGAGACAAAAGUACCGUCAUUACCUGUUGUUCGUGUCGGCAGCUGCAAGUCACGUGUUGGACCCGGGGCUUUGGCUAUUGUACCUGCUAAGAAGCGGGGGAAAGGUGCCGAGCUGCUGAGGAAGCUUCUGUUUAGAAAGAAAAAAGGAAGCAACAAGAAGGUGCUAACUAUUGGUGCAUAAAAGAUGUGAUGGUUUUGUGAAUGGUGUUUGCUUGUUUGUUUAGUGAGCCCAAUGACUUGUGUUUGUGAGCUUGGUUAUAUUUAGUAGUAUUUAAUAAAGAAGUUCAGAAGGAA